Messenger RNA from Acaulospora colombiana, 483 nucleotides. The record is from the annotation of a GenBank genome assembly. NCBI's taxonomy places the organism in Eukaryota, Fungi, Glomeromycota, Glomeromycetes, Diversisporales, Acaulosporaceae.
AUGAAUCUCGUUCGUGAGCUCGCCGGUCUUCCAAAAAUUUCCAAAACUUCAUCUCAACAGUCGAAUCAAAGGAAGCGUCACUCGACACGCUCGUCGUAUAGCAGCAGACGCAAUUCAUCAUAUUCACAAAAUAACAGGCGCGAAUCUUUCGCAUCACAACGUUCACAACAAUACAAACUACGACGCCUGUCAUCUAAUUCUUCAAGGUCACCUCGAGAUCCAACUUCUCCUGCAUCACCGGUAUCGCCAACUUCACCUUCAAAUAUCAUUAAUAACUACUUCUCGGAUAAUGUUCCGAUGCGCCGAAAAUCUAGUUUUUCAUCAACGUCCACGCUCUUGGAUGAGGAUCUCGAUUUUGGUAACAAAGGUGUCAGUGACAGCAGUGAAUCAACUGAGACGAGGAGAUUCAGUCGCAAACUUUCAAAGGAAACACUUGGGGAGCAUAAUAAUUUAAAUUUUAAAGAUGAUUAUAUCUCUAUAUAA